Molecule: messenger RNA, 864 nt
Organism: Cutaneotrichosporon cavernicola
Lineage: Eukaryota; Fungi; Basidiomycota; Tremellomycetes; Trichosporonales; Trichosporonaceae
Gene: HEM4
Exons: 2
Coding region: 1-864 (287 amino acids)
Biological process (GO): uroporphyrinogen III biosynthetic process
Cellular component (GO): cytosol
Molecular function (GO): uroporphyrinogen-III synthase activity
Source: RefSeq, a predicted model, not a curated record
AUGCGCGUAAUCCUCUUCCGAACCCCUGCAGAGGGGGACACCUACGUCCCGGCCCUCGCAGCUGCGGGAUACUCUGCCAUUUCGAUCCCCGCAUUGAGCGAUACACUCCUCCCCACUGAGCUUGAGGGGAUCAUCCGCGCCGGUGGGGCGGAAUGGGAGGCGGCGAUUAUCACCUCGCGACGCGCGGCUGAGGCGUGGGUCCUGGCUGCGAAGGAUUAUCGCACGGGAGGAUUGGGUACUGAAGGAGACUGGUCUUCUGUCCCCGUCUGGUCCCCCGGUCCGGCAGUCCAGAGCGUCUUCACGCGCUCCAACGUGCCGACACACCUCCUCCCACGGCCAGCCCCAACAGCAGUGAGCGCGGCAGCACUGGCGCCGCUCAUUCUCGCCUCUCCUCCGCGCACACUCUCACGCAAUAGGUCGGAGGAGAAGGGAGGGCCCGAUCGAGAUGGAGGGGAAGAAAGAGAGAGAUACAAACCAUACCUCAUCCUAACAGGCGACAAGACCCUCCCCCUCCUCACCGAAGCUCUCCGUGGUGCGGGUCGAGUGGUGGAGCGGGUGAAAGUGUACGAGACGAGAGAGGAUCUCGAUUUGGGAAGGGCCAUCCGCAACUUGAGGGGGCUGGACGAACAAGAUACUUGGAUCGCCCUCUUCUCCCCCUCCUCUGCUUCAUUCGUCCUUCCACAUUUCGAGGCAGCCGGAUAUGCCCUCAAGAAAGAGGGGAGGAUCCGCCUCCUCGCCAUCGGGGAGACGACCGAGUCUGCAUUGCGCGCCGGGGGUUGGCGCGUCGAUGCGGUCGCCAAGACGCCGGAUGCGCCGGGGCUGGUGGCCGCUAUUGUUGAGGCGGAUCGGGGGCACGGCAAGUAG